AUGCGUCCUUGCACUGCUGACAACGAUUCAGCAUUGUUGCAUUCUCCAUGUCCGACCGGGUUAUCGCUCCACGACCUUGAGUUCCGUACCGUCUGGGUCAUUCCUGCGGCGUGGGAUGUCCGCCACAUCUCUCGCCAAUCACUGAUUCCUCCUGCUCGUGCGCUCUCCUUAUUUGGAGAGAUCUAUUCCGGCGUUGCUGCACUCAACCAUAUGCUGGACGGUACACCGCCUCAACGUGAAGUCCCUGGCGUGGAGACUCUAUGCCAUUGCAAUUACUCCCUCUUCAAGCGACUGGUGUAG
Baudoinia panamericana UAMH 10762 is the source of this 300-nucleotide messenger RNA. RefSeq lists its product as uncharacterized. NCBI's taxonomy places the organism in Eukaryota, Fungi, Ascomycota, Dothideomycetes, Mycosphaerellales, Teratosphaeriaceae. Bases 1 to 300 code for a protein of 99 amino acids. The record is from RefSeq and is a predicted model, not a curated record. The transcript has a single exon.